CCUCAGCUUACCUGUCUGUCAGAUGGUCUCAGCCUAUGCCUCCCACCUUCUCAACAUUGUAAGGCUGGAGGCACCAGGGGAAGGGGUGAGCCCGUCGGACAAGCUCAGGCCUCACCAAAUAAGGCAGAGAGGCCAACAGGUUCCCGUCUGACAACAUUCCAGAAAUUCCUAACUAGAGCCCUCUCCCAAUCUAGAAGAGUCGCAGUAACUUUCCAGUACCUGUCUAAAGGCCAAUGAGCGACCCCCACAUACUCUAGGGAGGUAUGAGAAGUCUUGAGACCUUGGCAAGAUAUCUUUCAGUCUUUCUGCUGUCACUUUUUGCCCCCUACCCUAGAAAAGAGCAUCCCAGUGUGACCACGUAUGCGCGGAUCUACUCGGGGACUCGUUUAUGCUUGCCCGGCUGUUACUUCGCUAUUACCACUGCAGGGGCGGAGGGCGGCGCUCCGUUCUGGACUCAGCUCACUUCGCCUCCCAGCCCUUCUCUGACACCUGUGUCCCGGCCGCGACAGACAGGAAGCGAGGCUCCAGACUUUACAGAGAUGAUGAGAGCCUUGGGAUACCCUCGACAUAUUUCUAUGGAAAAUUUCCGCACACCAAAUUUUGGACUUGUGUCUGAAGUACUUCUUUGGCUUGUGAAAAGGUAUGAACCUCAGACUGAUAUCCCUUCUGAUGUUGAGACUGAACAAGACCGUGUUUUCUUCAUUAAGGCAAUUGCCCAGUUCAUGGCCACCAAGGCACAUAUAAAACUCAAUACAAAGAAGCUUUAUCAAGCAGAUGGGUAUGCAGUGAAAGAGCUCCUGAAGGUCACCUCUGUCCUUUACAAUGCUAUGAAGACCAAAGGGAUGGAGGGCUCAAGAGUGGGAGAGGAAGAUACCAGUAAAUUCAAGUUCGAUCUUGGCCCAAAGAUUGCAGAUUUGAAAGCAGCCAGGCAGCUUGCUUCUGAAAUCACCUCCAAAGGAGCGUCUCUGUAUGACUUGCUGGGCAAGGAGGUGGAACUGAGGGAACUGAGAACAGAAGCAAUUGCCAGACCUCUGGAAAUAAACGAGACUGAAAAAGUGAUGAGAAUUGCAAUAAAAGACAUUCUGGUAGGAGUGCUUUGCUUUGAUAUAGUAUUUUUGUGCCUGGGACUCAAAAAUACUGAUUUCCUGCCUCCAUAAGACAAAACAAGCCUGGCCUCACAAUAAAGGGACAUGUUAGAAUGAAGACUGUGGAGGGCAUUCUAGAAUACCGAGGUUACUUACUGUUAUUUUUCCCCUUGUUAUAAAUAUGAACAAUU
This is a messenger RNA of Manis javanica (Malayan pangolin), 1276 nucleotides long. NCBI's taxonomy places the organism in Eukaryota, Metazoa, Chordata, Mammalia, Pholidota, Manidae. The record is from RefSeq and is a predicted model, not a curated record.